GUCUCUCCACGCAUCUCUCUACAUAUUUAUUUCCAUCCUUUCAUCUCACACUUCACAGCCACUCCUUUAAUUAUUACUCCAUAUUUCCAUCCUUUCAUCUCACACUUCACAGGAGUACAAUUUUUGCUUCAACUCUAUAUUUUAAUUACUUAGUUUCUGUAUUACUUAAUUCUUCUUCUAUGGAACCAACAACCUGCAGCGUGGUGGACACUUCUCUGAACCUCAACGUUGCUCCUUCUUGGGACACAGUUGUUGACGUUUCGGUUUUGGUUGAAGAGUUAGAGCGUCUGAAUAGUGAGAAUAAGAGGUUAACUGAGACGCUGAACCACAUAUGCGACAACUAUCUCACCAUGCAAAAACAUUUAGCCCAACUCAACAGUAACAGCCCGGAUGAUUUUGAAAAAGAAGCAGGGAUACCAUCGCGGAAGAGAAAGGCUGAGAAUCUGUUUGUUUAUGGUAGCAGUGGCUAUACUGAGUGCAGCACCAUUACUGAGGAGGAGAAUACAAUAUUCAAAAGGCCUAGCACUUCGCCAAAGGUUUCCAAGGUUCUUGUUCGGACUGAAGCAUCUGAUACCAGCUUAUAUGUGAGAGAUGGAUAUCAGUGGAGAAAAUAUGGUCAGAAAGUUACCAGAGAUAACCCCUCUCCUAGGGCUUACUUCAAGUGCUCUUACGCCCCUAGCUGCCCUGUCAAGAAGAAGGUGCAAAGAAGUGUAGAAGACCCUACCAUAUUGGUAACAACUUAUGAAGGAGAGCACAAUCAUGCGCAUCAUCAAGCUGAAAUAUCACUGUGUUCAAGCCAAAGUGAAACUUCAGGUUCAGUUCCUACAGCUUCCUCACCCACUCUCAUGAAUCCGAGGAUAGGUCCAACUUUUACGCUUGACUUGAUCCAGUCAAGAUUAGUUGACAAUCACAAUGCUCAAAAGUCACCAUCUUCUAUCCAGCAGUUUUUAGUUCAACAAAUGGCUUCUUCUUUGACAAGAGAUCCUAAUUUUACAGCCGCACUUGCUACAGCCAUUUCAGGAAGGUUUCUAGACCACACUACUUCUAUGGAAAAAAGGUGAAUUAACAAAUAUGUAUUGUUGUUACUGUUUUUGCUACAUGCAUGUGGAGGAUGGAGCCAUGUUACAACUAUAUGUGAUCUGUAAUUGUUUAUCAAUAUUGACCAAGCAAGUUCUUGCCAUGAGGAACUAUAUUUCCAAUAGAGUUCUAAGAAAACUGCAUUGUAACGAAUUGAGAGCUGCCAUUUGGUAGGAAAAGUGUGUUUCGUUAGAAAAAGUGACAAACAAUACGCAGAGCUAAUGUUGGUCAGAGUACUGUCGAUAGUUGGAGGCUUCAAUUACAUCAAGAAGAAUUUAUUGGGAGUCUUAUCCACUAAA
Molecule: messenger RNA, 1376 nt
Organism: Lotus japonicus
Lineage: Eukaryota; Viridiplantae; Streptophyta; Magnoliopsida; Fabales; Fabaceae
Product: probable WRKY transcription factor 40
Exons: 3
Coding region: 180-1061 (293 amino acids)
Biological process (GO): regulation of DNA-templated transcription
Molecular function (GO): sequence-specific DNA binding; DNA-binding transcription factor activity
Source: RefSeq, a predicted model, not a curated record